Molecule: messenger RNA, 408 nt
Organism: Gongylonema pulchrum
Lineage: Eukaryota; Metazoa; Nematoda; Chromadorea; Rhabditida; Gongylonematidae
Source: the annotation of a GenBank genome assembly
AAGUUGUCGGUCGUGGAGCAACAGAGUUACAUUUUAGACUUCUUCGGUUUCCAGUGCCCCACCGUAGCCGAACGGCGCUCAGCGUCUUCAUAUUUCGACGAUGUUCUGCUGUCGAGGCGAUUUGAGUUUGAAUAUUUCCAGGAAGGUAUAUCAGUAUUAUCAGAACUGAUUUGGCAUCUGGAGACAUAUGAUGUAACAUCAGUGCGAGCUUCCACACCGAUGUAUUUCAUGUCCCGGAAGAUCGCCGAACUGGGUGUCAAGGUGGUUUUGUCCGGGGAAGGUGCUGAUGAAAUUUUUGGCGGCUACCUAUAUUUCCAUAAUGCUCCAAAUGAUGAUGAAUUUGAGAAGGUUAUAAGUUUUCACAAUUUUUCAAAAUGCUUAAGAAACAGUAUUGCAACAUUAUUCUGA